AUGAGAAGACCCGAUGUGAAGGGCUACUCUCGAAGAAGGCGAUCCAGCGAAAUCAUUGAGGUCGAGAACUCUCCGAAGCGAAGAAGAUCAAGCGAUUCGGUCAACAUCACUUUACAAGCUGAUCGUCCAUUUUCGCCCGCCACAUUAGCAAGAAAACUUGAUGAACUGCGUGAAGAUAUUCUGUCGGAUGCUGUCGAUCAACUAUCGGCUGUGGAAUUGCGUGGUUUUGACAACGAGGUAGAGACAGAGGAGGAAUACAUGAAGAGACGUGAAGAAGUACGUCGUCAGUUGAGCAAUCCUGAUGGUUUCGAUGCGAACGGAAGAACUGAGCUCAACUAUGACGCCGCUGCGGUUGCUGGCGCCAAACUUCUAAUCGACGAAACACGUGCAACGAGAAGCAUGUGCAAGAAGCUGAUGGAUGACUGUGGAAUUGAUGAGGAUGAGAUUCUGUAUAAACCGCUCUCUUACGACGAAGGGACUGAAUAUCAGUCAGCGAAAUAUCUCGCUAACUCAAGGCAAGCAUCCGUCGUAGAAUCAUUGGUGGAUUUCCAGAAGCAAAUAAAGCUAAAAUCCGAAGUUCUCAGUUGCGUAGCUCUACGGAACAACAACGAAAUGUCAAAGUCGGACGGACGACUCACUCGCCGUGCUCGUGAAGAAGAACGCGAGAAGUUGAAGGCUAACGCCAAAGCAGCGAAGAACAAGAAGAUUCGUCUCAUGCGUACCCCAUCUAAAAAUCCCCAGCUAAAUCCAUUGGAUGAGAAAAAAAUUAUUGAAAGGUACGCACUGGAAGUUGCGUCGGAGGUGCGUGAUAACAGAAAGCGCCGACGAAUCGCCCCAGUACCCUUUGAUAUUACUCUGUUGGAUGACAUAGACUAUAAUUUUAGUGGUCCUGUAUAA
Messenger RNA from Ostertagia ostertagi, 897 nucleotides. Lineage: Eukaryota; Metazoa; Nematoda; Chromadorea; Rhabditida; Trichostrongylidae. The record is from the annotation of a GenBank genome assembly.